AACAGCCAGGAAAACGAAGAGCCCUCACGUUUUAACACAGACCCUUCUACCAGAGUUCUCCAAUCGUAAAGUACUCUGCAAAGAACCUCUUGACAGACCUUCCACCUGAUUCACUUUACCUGACCACCAUGACUGAGAUCACUGCUGAAGGAAAUGCAUCUACAACCACAACUGUGAUAGACAGCAAAAAUGGAUCUGUGCCCAAAUCCCCUGGAAAAGUGCUGAAGAGGACAGUCACAGAAGACAUAGUGACGACAUUCAGCUCACCUGCAGCCUGGCUUCUGGUCAUUGCUCUGAUAAUAACCUGGUCAGCUGUUGCCGUUGUUAUGUUCGAUUUAGUUGAUUACAAGAACUUUUCAGCAAGCUCUAUUGCCAAGAUUGGCUCAGAUCCUCUAAAACUUGUACAUGAUGCAGUGGAGGAAACCACGGACUGGAUCUAUGGCUUCUUUUCUUUGUUGUCUGACAUCAUUUCAUCUGAAGGUGAUGAAGAAGAUGAGGAAGGGGAUGAGGACAUUGAUAAAGGAGACACAGAGGAGACUCCCUUGAAAAAAAAAGAAAUACACAAAGAAAAGACUGAAAAGCAGGAUAAAUCUGAAAAGAAAAUUCAAACUAAAGUCACACACAGAGAAAAGGAAAAAGACAAAGAAAAAACAAAAGAAAAGGAAAAACCUGAAAAGAAAGCAACUCACAAGGAAAAAACUGAGAAGAAAGAAAAGCCAGAGACAAAGGCAGGAGCAAAAGAAGAAAAGAAGGCUAAGUCUAAAGAAAAGACUGAUGAAAAGACUAAAAAGGAAGCAAAAGGUGGGAAACCAGAGAAAAUGAAGCAAACAGCUGCAAAAGUAAAAGAAGUACAGAAACCAUCACCGAAAACCAAAGAGAAGGAUAAAGAAAAGGAGGACAAAGAGGCACUGUCCAAACAUGAGCAGCAAGGUAAACAUUCAGAGGAGGAAGCAGCCCGAGGCUCUAAGAGGAUAUUGGGCAAGAAGCAGAUGCAGUAAAAUUAACCUGACAAAGAUCAAAAUCAGACUCCAAACAGGGGUAACAGACCCAUACAUGUAAAUAUACUGGAAAAGAAAUAUAAUAAAAUGGGAAUUAAUAUUUAUUUAUAGAAAUAUAAAAUGAGUUCAAACAUAUCUAAGGUUGCAUUUUGAA
Marmota flaviventris (yellow-bellied marmot) is the source of this 1152-nucleotide messenger RNA. The record is from RefSeq and is a predicted model, not a curated record. Lineage: Eukaryota; Metazoa; Chordata; Mammalia; Rodentia; Sciuridae.